Messenger RNA from Pochonia chlamydosporia 170, 366 nucleotides. RefSeq lists its product as hypothetical. The coding region runs from base 1 to 366 and encodes 121 amino acids. The record is from RefSeq and is a predicted model, not a curated record. The transcript has a single exon. Lineage: Eukaryota; Fungi; Ascomycota; Sordariomycetes; Hypocreales; Clavicipitaceae.
AUGGGCCAGAUCAGUGCCACUGUCGACCAGCAAAAGAAGGCCCGUUUACUGGUCUUUCCAGACGUAACUGUGACGGGGAGGUUUUUUUUCAUCGGUCUCUCCAUUUGUGCAUUACCCGUUGCUCUCUGCCGAGGCGAUUGCUUCCUUCAGCUGGUUCCUUACAGCGGUUUGGAAAUAUCUAGGGCAGCCGGCGUUCUGGCAGACUCAACUUUUCUUGUCUCUCCCGCAUACCAGCCAUUCGCAGGCACGGAGAAUAAGCGUUGUUCAAAUCUCCGACGUCCCAUUCUGCUGUCUGAGUUCUCACAGAAUAGCGUCGGGCAGUUGACCAGAAAGCAUCCGGUUCCCGAAACGGGUGGGUGGCCAUGA